AUGCCUUCUCAACACAUUCAAGAAUUAGCAAGAAUUCGUUCGGAUAUGAAUGAUUUAAGAGCUCAAGUCGCUUCCUCACAACGAAGUACUAACAAUACUGUGGGCACGACUCCAAACAGUCCAAGACAAGCAGCUCUCAAUCGAAUGAACAAUGAUUUGAGAGCCUUGCGGGGAUGCGUAGCUGCCACUGUAGCAAGAAGUCAACACGAAUCCAUGCAAUUGGCUAGCGUUGAUGUUGCAUCUGCUCAAAUGAUCAAUCAAUUGAGAACUAUGUAA
This is a messenger RNA of Naegleria lovaniensis, 276 nucleotides long. RefSeq lists its product as uncharacterized. The transcript has a single exon. The coding region runs from base 1 to 276 and encodes 91 amino acids. NCBI's taxonomy places the organism in Eukaryota, Heterolobosea, Eutetramitea, Acrasida, Naegleriidae. The record is from RefSeq and is a predicted model, not a curated record.